AUGAUAGACAUUCAUAAAUGUGUUAGGAAUUUUAACAAUUCAAGGCUUAUGGAUCCUACCUGGUUAGCUAGGAAAUUUAUGAAGGAGUUGAUUAGGAAACCUAUUAAAAUGCAAAGAGAUGCAGGUAGGGAUGCCAAUAAUCAAGUGUAUCCUAUAGCUUGGGCAGUUGUUAAUGUAGAGAACAAGAACAACUGGAAAUGGUUCCUGGAUUUGGUUAAUGAUGAUCUUGGAUUGCAGGGUGCAAAGGGUGUGUGUGUAAUCAGUGACCAACACAAGGGACUUGUUGAAGCUAGUAAAGAUAUCCGACCAUAUGUUGAGCACAGGCAAUGUGCAAGGCAUAUCUAUGCCAAUUUCAGAAAAGUUUAUAGUGGAGUGCAGUUCAGAAACAUGUUUUGGGCAGCUGCAAAAUCUAACAUAGAAGGAGAUUUCAAGUUUAAUAUGGAAAGGAUUAGGGAAAUAAGUUCUGCUGCUUAUGAUCAUACCAUGGCAAGGGAACCAACUUCAUGGUGCAAGGCUUAUUUCUCUAUUGGCUUGGCUUGUGAGGCGGUAGAGAAUGGGAUUGAUGAGUGUUUCAAUGCAAUCAUUGUAGACGCAAGAAAGAAACCUUUGCUGACUAUGCUUGAAGAUAUUAGGCUUUACAUGAUGGAAAGGGCUUUCAAUCUGAAACAAGAGGCUGAAAAUUGGGUUGGUGAAGUUUGUCCUUCCAUGAUAACAAAGAUGGAAGAAUUUGGAGAAGACAUUAAAAGUUGGCAUGCCGUUCCAAGUGGAGUGAAUGAAUAUGAAGUAAGGAAUGGGUUUCAAAACUAUGGAGUUAACUUGAAGGAAAAAUUUGUGCUUGUAGAUUAUGGGAAAUUUCAGGAAUACCUUGUGUGCAUGCAUAAGUGGCAAUACUGUACACCAAUCAAGAUCCAGUUAACUUUAUAA
This is a messenger RNA of Lactuca sativa (garden lettuce), 924 nucleotides long. RefSeq lists its product as uncharacterized. The record is from RefSeq and is a predicted model, not a curated record. Lineage: Eukaryota; Viridiplantae; Streptophyta; Magnoliopsida; Asterales; Asteraceae.